AUGGCGAUCACUACAGACUACCCUGGAAUCAAGGGCGAAGUUCGUGUUGCUGAAGCCGUCCUACAGGAAUAUGACGACGAUGAGGCGGAGAGCUCGACGAAUGCGGCGACAAAAUACAUCGAGGCCACUUCCGGGUCGACCUUCGACAUUCGCUUUGAGAUGACUCCAAAAUGGCCAGACAACCCAGUCUUAUUUCGAACUUAUGUAGAUGGGCGGCACGUUCGAGAUCGUAUCGCAAAGCAGGAGGACUUCAGAGGUACUAGCUACGAGAUACUGGUUGAAGGCUCAGCUUAUACAGAGAACGAGCGGCGGUUCAUAACCAAAUUUGCUUUCUCUGCCCUCCGAAUUGGUAUUCUGGCUGAACAUUGA
Molecule: messenger RNA, 369 nt
Organism: Alternaria arborescens
Lineage: Eukaryota; Fungi; Ascomycota; Dothideomycetes; Pleosporales; Pleosporaceae
Exons: 1
Coding region: 1-369 (122 amino acids)
Source: RefSeq, a predicted model, not a curated record